Cucurbitaria berberidis CBS 394.84 is the source of this 1227-nucleotide messenger RNA. RefSeq lists its product as uncharacterized. The record is from RefSeq and is a predicted model, not a curated record. The transcript has a single exon. Lineage: Eukaryota; Fungi; Ascomycota; Dothideomycetes; Pleosporales; Cucurbitariaceae. Bases 140 to 1096 code for a protein of 318 amino acids.
CGUCUACGAUAAAUACCUUUCCCACAGCACCACUUUCUUCCACCAAAUACCUACACCCGCAACAGCUUUCGACAACGUCAACAGACCAACAGCACCCAAUUUGCCCAACAGCAAACUCUCUUUCUCCACCGACAACACCAUGUCGCCUCUUCUCCAGUUCCUUGCGUUUUUUGCGCUCAUGUUCCUCGCCGCCGGCCCCGUCCGCGCGCUCCUCCUGGCUUCCUUCGAGGUCGCCUCUCCCCACCUCUCUUUCGGUACCUGGUUCUUCGCCGGAUGCUGUAUCCUCUGGUGCUCUCCGCAAGCGUGUCAUGCCCUCUCCUCUUCUGUCACCGCAGUCGCCUCGCUCGUGCGUGGACUCGCCGAGAUGUCUCGCGAUACCACUGUAGCCACCUUGCGCGCUCAGAUCCAGGCCUUCCAACAACCCACUGGUACUGCGAACAGCCCCUCGAACACCUAUCAAGAUGCCAGCCAGCAGCUGAUGAAGGACCGGGAUGCACUUCAAAGGGGCUACGAUGCCUCGCUGGCGAGCAUCAAGGCCCUGCAUCUCACCGUCGACCAGCUGCAGAACAAGGCCAGCAUGUACGAACGCCACUACAAUGUGGUUGCAGUCGAGAUGGACCGCGCGAAAGCGAAAAACCAGGUUCAAAUUCUCAAGCAAGAGCUCCUGGUGAGAGAUGAAGAGAUCAAGAGGCUCCAUGAAGCCGAUCGUCACCGGAGGGAAGGCGCUGCAAAGUCCUCCAAUGCCAUGAACUCCCUUGCUCGCAAGAACGACGAGCUUCGGAGUGCCCUGGAGGCAAAAACAAAGAGGGUGAACGAGCUGGAGCCGCUUGUUCUUCAGCAUGGCCGGGACAUGUACCAGCGCGACAUCCAGGUCGCCAAGUUCAGCUCCUUCAAGGAGAUGAUCCACCAGAUGACGGAGGAGGGGGGAGAUCAGAUGAUUGUCGUCGUCCUCUUCCUUCGCUAUCUGGUGGAGAAGGGAGUCGAUCUGGCUGAGAUGGGGGUAGAUGAGAGCUUGUUUCUCACCUACCGCGACUACGCUGAGGCAGUGGCUGGCCGCCGUCCGAGCCCUCUCUUCCCUCAAGGUAUGUCAUCAUAGGUCACCCUGUAAUUCCUAAUGCAUUAUACUGACUCCAUUGGCAGGUGGAUUUCGCCUGAAGGGCAUCCAGUACCCCCUUUCCGGUCUUCGUGUGGUGGGCGCGAAGAUUGUAGAAGCUGGCUACUGCUCUG